AUGGCUGCAGCUGUUAGUAUCGAUGAUAAUUCUCGUUUACCAGAAAAUGUUCUGGAAUUAGAAGGAGAUGAUUUCUAUCGAUUUACAAAAAGUAUGAGUGGUGCAUUAUUGACUGAAGUACUUAAAAUACAGGAUAUUGAUUCAGUUUUUAUAUUUUUACAAACAAGUGAUAUUUUUGAAAUAUUCCAACAUGAUUCUACAAUAUUACGAGAUUUGAAAUCAAAAAUAGGUUUCGAUUCAAAUGAUGGUACAUUUCAAGUCAAACUUGGUUUAAAACUGCAAUACGAAUAUAUAUCAAAAUUAUUGAAAUCAAAAUCAGAUCAGAAAUAUACAAAAUCAUCGUCUCUUACAUCUGAAAAGAUUGAUAUACUACUUCGAAAACAUCCAAUUCUUCUUUCACUUCUCAAUUCCUAUGAGAAUGAAAGUACAACAAAUGAUCAACAUGAAUUUUUAUCCCUAUUUAUAAAUACUAUAACGAAAAAUUUAUCUUUAUCUAAUACGAGUCGAUAUAGAUAUGAUGACAAAUUGAAAAGUUUUGCUGUUUGCUUGUACAUACUUGGAGGAAAGACAACUUAUGAGUUUGUCCGAUUAAAUUUGCCAGGAUCAUUGCCAAAUCUUACAACAAUUCAUAGUUUAAUACAAAAUAAUGAUGAUAAUUUAACAGAAGGUAAAUUUCGAUUCAAUAAAAUGGCAAAGUAUCUCAAUAGUUUCGGUGUUCAAUAUGCAUAUUGUGCAGAAGAUUGUUUUUCAACUCCUCUAUCUGGUGGUGUUCCAUCACCAUGUCAUUUUAAAACAGAUUCAAUAUCUCAAUUAAAGUUGUGGAUGGAUAAAAAUGAAAAGGCUCCAAUGUUGAACAUUCAUUGUGUUCAAGCCAUUCCACCACCCAAUCAAACAGUAGCAUCACCAAAUUUUAUUCUCGCUGGCUAUGGCACCAGCAAUGCUGAUAAUAAAUAUUUUCGUGCUAUGCGUUUGAUGUCUGGAUUCUAUGCAAGCUUAUCGAAUUUUGAUGUACAUGUUGAUUCUUCUAUGUUUUCAAUUCAAACUGGUAAUUGGUCUUGGUAUUUUUUAAGAUCUGAGCAGCUUUUUGUGUUUAUGCAAGAUGCAACUCACCUGGUCACAAAGUUAAGAAACCGUUUAUUAUCUGCAACAGCAGGUUUACAAGUUGGUGAUAAAUGUAUAACAAUGAAACAUUUACAACAAUUACUUGAUAACGAAGAAAUGAUUCGGCUAGAUCAUGGAUUGACACAAAGUGAUCUAAAACCAACAGAUCGUCAAAAUUUUCGUUCUUGUUUGAGAAUUACAUCUUGUGAUGUGUUAAAUUUAAUAGCUCGUGAUGAUAAUUCUAGUGGAACUUACAUAUACAACGAAUCAAGUAGUAGCGAAGCAGAAGAUGAUGACGAUGACAAUAUGGACGACGAACAAUUGAAAACAUUUAAAACAAGUUUUGAUGGAUUAAAUAUCAAAGACAGUGUACCAGCUGAUCAAGAUGAAUCAUAUUUCAAGAUUAAAAUCAAUGAUAUGAAUAAGUUCUUACAUAAGUCCACGGCUUGUUAUCUUCUUACAAGAGACAAUAAUAGAUUAUCUACUAAUAGAUUAUCACGAGUUAUUCAAACAUCAAAAAAAUGA
Messenger RNA from Rotaria sordida, 1626 nucleotides. Lineage: Eukaryota; Metazoa; Rotifera; Eurotatoria; Philodinida; Philodinidae. The record is from the annotation of a GenBank genome assembly.